This is a messenger RNA of Lampris incognitus (smalleye Pacific opah), 2624 nucleotides long. RefSeq names its product CD302 molecule (gene cd302). The coding region runs from base 18 to 776 and encodes 252 amino acids. Gene Ontology annotation, molecular function: signaling receptor activity. NCBI's taxonomy places the organism in Eukaryota, Metazoa, Chordata, Actinopteri, Lampriformes, Lampridae. The transcript has 6 exons. The record is from RefSeq and is a predicted model, not a curated record.
ACGUGAGACGCGCCGUAAUGGAGUCGCUCCCACAACAUCAGCUCUCUGCCUCCAUGUUUCUCUGGCUGGUCGUCAGUGUUGUAAAUCUGCAGCCGUCUGUGUGUGGUGGUGCUGGUGGUGGUGCUGGUGGGGGUUGCCCCGCGGACGGACGCACCUGGGUGCCCUUCAACCAGAGAUGCUACCACUUGGUCCACGGGGAAGAAGACAAAGCCAAGAGCUACACGUUCGAGGGCGCCAAGACGCUCUGCCAGAACUUCGAACUUGUGACUGUCCAGAGCUCCGAGGAGAGCGACUUCAUCCUGGACUACAGCAGGGCGGUUUGGAAAGGCACCAUGCACGUCUGGCUCGGCAUGUAUUACGACACAAGCAGUGAGGACAUGAAGUGGUUCGGGGAGCAAGCUGUGAACUUCACAAACUGGGAGGACCCUUCCAGCCCGUCCGACCUGGUGCCUGUGGACACGUGUGUGGCCAUGCACAGCAACACGGGGAAGUGGGAGAACGUCAGCUGUCUGGACGAGGUGGAGAAUGGAGUCAUCUGUGAGACUGCAGAAAGGGCAGCGGAGGGCAAGCGGGAACCUACCCCGCUGGUGUCUGCCCUCGUCAUACUGGCUGUGGUAGCUAUCAUGGGUGUAUCGGCAGUCAUUUGGUUCCUGCACCAGAAACAUGACUUUGGCUCCACCAUGUUCACCUCGUUUGAGUACCACCCACCUUUCCGGACCCCGGGCGCCGACCGGUCCUGCCUGGUGGAGGCCGAGGAGACGGACGACAUGCCAUAGAGGAGAGAGCCUUCUCUCAGGGCGUACUCACACUAGGCACAGUUGCCUUGUACCAUACCCGAGCAUGAUUGUCCCCCCCCCCCCUCCCCCCCACUCCCUCCCCACCUGUGCUCACGUUGCGCUUUACUGUUCUGGGCCCGAGCACGCUUACGUCGUCACGAGGCUACUUUCUGUGUUGAGGAGAAGCUCUCUCACAUUGUGCCUUGUGGCUUAGUUGGAGUCGUUUCGGGAGCAGUGACACGCGACUCUCUCACGCGCCUUACAGAUUUAUCAAUUAUGCAACGCAGCAAUUUUCAGUAAAUUGUGCUGCACGCAUAAGAAUGGGGUUUUUUUUUUUAAUGGGAUAUUUGCAUAAUUGACAUCAUAGCGUUCGAGUUGCGUGCUCGGGCAGAGUUAGUGAUCACAUGGGUUGCGUACCGUGCCCGAGUCCAACUGAGCCGUGCCUGAGCCCACCUCUUCAAGUGGGCCAGGGCACGGUACGCUGAAACGUGCCCGAGCACGGUACCGAGCGAUCGGACUCGUCAAACCAACUGUCCCUUGGGGGUCAAAUGUGCUCGGGCACGGUACGGAUUCCCUAGUGUGAGUACACCCUCAGUCCCCCGAUGGUGAGCAGCAGGGGGUUGAGAUGGAGUUCUAUUGUCCGAAAGAGCUGGUUUCACCGGUGAAGUGGCGCUGUUGACACGGUAAUGUCAACCUAGACUAACGCCGUCCCAGAGACUCGCCCCGCCUACUUUCUCUGCCCUGUUUCCUGUCAGAAUAACCGUCCGCAGUUGGUUUUCUAUGCUUCUGUCCAACUUGAUAAACGAUUCUACACGCUGCUGUUGUAAGUAGUCGGGAUCCUAAUGGAAAUGUUUUUAACUGUACGCUAAAGGUGUCCCUCCGGACAGUGUCCCGAUGGUAAAAAUAUAUAUUUUUUCAGUCAUAUCCUUCAGAGGGCAGUUUUGGUCAGGAAUAGUCAAGAAGGCUUGCUGGUAUGCAUAUACACCGAUCAGCCAAAACAUUAAAACCACUGACCGGUGACGUGAAUCACAUUGAUUAUCUUGUUACAAGUCCAGGUUCAGUCUUACUGUUGUAUGUAGUACUAGAAUACAGUGAAAUUCCUGUGCUCUGCUUCCCUCUGCCUAAACACAAGGGACACAGGGACACAAGGACACACCACCCCCCCCCCAAAAUGAAAACACCACAGACCUAACUAGGCUAUGUACACAGUGAACUCAUACAUUAUAUACACAAUAUACAGUACACGAUAACACACCAAUGUAAGGUGCCUAUGGGUGUGUCAGCUGUUCAGCAACCUGCCUGUGGAAAGAAACUCCUCCCGAGACGGGUGGUGUGUGGUUUGACACUUCACCCCACAGAAGAGCUGCUGCGGAGUCGACAGGUCAGAGCUUUUUGGCGGCACGAGGAGGGACCUACACAAAAUUAGGCAGGUGGUUUUAAUGAUCGGUGUGUACCUGCAAGUGGUUAGAAGUCAUGAAGGCAUUUUAUAUAUAUAUAUAUAUAUUUUCUUUUAAGAUCUUAAAGCAUAUCUAGGAGACAAUGCACUGACUGCAGUAAAAAAAACGUGCUUGGGAGUGUGACUUGUGUUUUGCUAAGGAAGUGCAAGUAAGUUGAUAAACUCAGACCUGAAUACCCAGUUUCCCCCCGAGAUGAACAAAGUGUUCUGAUUCUGAUUCUGAGUAGCUGAUGAUGUUGCAGAAUUUCAUGCAAUUAUGUGAAGUGUCGCUUUUAUUUCCGUUACACGUUUUCCUCAACAAAAUCUUUGUGUUCACUGUGCAAUAUCCUAUAAAUUCAUUUUUGUCUGAUAAGAGCCCUGUGUGUGUGUGUGUCUGUGUUUCAUAAUAAACA